AUGUUUCCCACUGGGGCCCUCGUUGUCUUCUGUGGGCUGCUGGCCCACGCCACAGCCCAGCUCGCAGGCCUGCCCGUGCCCCUGGACCCGAUUCUGCCUUUGGAUCAGUCUCCAGCCCUGCCUUCAAAUCCCCAGGAUCUUGCUGGCAGCUUGACAGGGGCUCUCAGCAAAGGCCUGCUCUCCGGGGGUCUGCUGGACAUUCUGGAAAACCUCCCGCUUCUGGACAUCCUGAAGACUGAAGGGGGCACUUCCGGUGGCCUGGUUGGAGGCUUACUUGGGAAACUGACUUCCUCUCUCCCCAUCCUGAACAACAUCCUCUCCAUCAAGGUCACCAAUCCCCAGCUGUUGGAACUCGGUCUUGUCCAGACCCCUGAUGGCCAUCGCCUCUAUGUCACCAUCCCUCUGGGAUUGAUACUUAAAGUGAAUACGGGCCUGGUGGGAAGUCUGCUGGAGCUGGACGUGAAGCUCAACAUCACUGCGGAACUCUUGGUUGAGAGAGACAGUGAGGGGAAGAGCCACCUGGUGCUUGGUGACUGCACCCAUUCCCCUGGCAGCCUGCGGAUCUCCCUGCUUAACGGAAUCGCUUCCCUCCCCAUUCAAGACCUUGUGGACAACCUCACGGGCAUCUUGAAUAAAGUCCUUCCUGAGCUGGUGCAGGGCAAGGUGUGCCCUCUGGUCAACGACGUUCUCAAACUCUUGGAUGUCACCCUGGUGCAUGAUAUUCUUAACAAGCUGAUCAAUGGACUGGAAUUUGUCAUCAAGGUCUAA
This is a messenger RNA of Marmota monax (woodchuck), 768 nucleotides long. RefSeq names its product BPI fold-containing family A member 1-like. The coding region runs from base 1 to 768 and encodes 255 amino acids. The transcript has 7 exons. NCBI's taxonomy places the organism in Eukaryota, Metazoa, Chordata, Mammalia, Rodentia, Sciuridae. Gene Ontology annotation, biological process: negative regulation of single-species biofilm formation in or on host organism; antibacterial humoral response; antimicrobial humoral immune response mediated by antimicrobial peptide. The record is from RefSeq and is a predicted model, not a curated record. Gene Ontology annotation, molecular function: lipid binding.